GAAGGCGCCUGCCGCCUAGUCGUUCGCGGUCCGCCACGGGGAUUGGUGUUCAACGUUUUCCACUCGCUACCAAUUUUCCGACGGCUAACUUCGUAACCGGUGCAUUUGACUUUUUAUUUUAUUAUUGUGGUUUAUUUGUUACUUUACUUUCUUUUAUUUCGUUUGAGUUGGUGACUUGGCACGGCGACGAUAAAACGUACUAGCCAAUCUUUGUGAUUGGUAAUGUUUGGAUCUUCCUUUGCUGUUCUAUUAAACUAUCACGAUUCGUAAAACACGCCAAAAAACUCCAAGAUGUGUCCGAAAACGAAGAGAUAAAAAAUAUAAAAAGGAUAAGAAACCCGCGAUGUUCUCAUUGGGCGAGGGCUGUGGCUGUGUGAGCUUCAGAGGGCGCCGCACGCGCUCCCUGGGUGAUGACUCGUCCUCUUGUCGCAGCUCGGAGAUAGAACAGGAGGUGCCCAAAAAGUUAGGGAAAAGAAUACUUAACGGUGAAUGCACCAUGAAAGCACUUGCACCAUUCCUUAGAUUUUGGAAGAGAGAUGACGUCAGCAUGACCAAAGCGGAGAGAACCAUGAAAGCCGCCAUACUAAUACAACAGUGGUAUCGGCGCUACUUGGCCCGCAUGGAGGUGCGGCGGCGUUAUACUUGGACGAUCUUUCAGAGCAUCGAGUACGCCGGCGAACAGGAUCAAGUUAAAUUGUACAACUUCUUUAACGCCUUACUGAGUCAUAUGAGAGAAACCAGUGCAAGACCAUCCUCUGAGAAGACCUCAAGGACAGCAUCUGUUACGGAACAGGUAUUUUCUGAGGAGUCAGAUGAAGGUGGAGGCGUCGACGAGACCGCUCCGCCGAAAAAUUCUCGCGACCCCGACAUCGAGUUCCCUUUGCAAAGAAAAGAUAUAGAUUUACUCAUUGAAAUAUUUAGAAAAAAGAAACACCGUUUACAUCCGAAGCAAGUAGCGCAAAUUCUAAAGGAAGCAGCCCAGAUGCUGAAGAGAUUGCCAAACAUAAACGUCGCGACGACUUCGAUUUCUAGUCAAAUUACUAUUUGCGGAGACUUGCAUGGCAAACUAGACGAUUUACUAGUAAUAUUUCACAAGAAUGGCUUGCCAUCACCAGAGAAUCCAUACAUAUUCAAUGGGGAUUUCGUGGACCGGGGCAAGAAAGGACUGGAGGUAUUUCUUCUGCUGCUCGCGUGCAUGUUGGCGUUCCCCGGGGGAGUUUAUUUGAACCGAGGCAACCACGAGGAUCUUAUCAUGAAUUCCAGGUACGGCUUCAUACGGGAAGUCCAUCAAAAAUACCGGCAUAACGCGGAACGUCUUCUGAAGCUGAUCGAGAACGUCUACCGCUGGCUUCCACUUGGCACCAUCAUCAACAACCGCGUGUUCGUCGUCCAUGGUGGUAUUUCCGACACCACCGACCUGGACAUGGUACGAAGUCUAGAGAGGGAAAAGUACGUAUCACUUCUGAGGCCACCUAUGAAUGAAGGCGCUGCGCCGGGCGCCGAAGGCAUCGAUAAGGUGGAAUGGAAACAGGUGUUCGAUAUUCUCUGGUCCGAUCCUCAAACUGUUGGCGGUUGCGUCGCCAACGCCUUGCGCGGCGCUGGAACCUACUUCGGCCCCGACGUCACCACCACCUUCCUCAGCAAGAAUAAACUGAGCUUCAUUGUCAGGAGCCACGAGUGUAAACCUGGAGGAUACGAAAUACUACAUAAUGGGAAUGUGAUCACAAUAUUUUCGGCGUCAAACUAUUACGAACUGGGUUCUAAUAAAGGAGCGUACCUGAAACUAUGCGGGAACUCCUUGGACCGUCAGUUCGUUCAAUACACUGCAGCCGUGUCCCGCACGCGUCGGCUCACGUUCCGCCAGAGAGUGGGACUGGUCGAGUCUUCUGCGAUGAGGGAGCUGCACAGCCAGAUAAUGUCAGCGCGUAGAACUCUGGAGGCCACUUUCCGAAGUAUGGAUGUGGAUCAGAGCGGCUUUAUCUCAAUCAGCGAUUGGUGCUACGCAAUGGAGGAGACGACACAUCUCGGGCUGCCGUGGAGGAUGCUCAAGGACAAGCUGGUCCGCACGGACCCCGACACGCGCCUCGUCCGGUAUAUGGACACUUUCGAUCUACCUGCUAACCGCGUCGGACGGAAGUCUGAUGCUCAAACUGUGGUGGAGACGCUGUACAAAAACAAAAGAAGUUUGGAGGCGAUAUUUAAAAUUCUCGAUAAGGACAAUUCAGGCUACAUAACGUUAGAGGAGUUUUCUGAAGCUUGCCAGCUACUGGGUAAAUAUAUGCCGAAUCCAAUGACGCAAGAGCAGCUAGUUGAUAUUUGUAGAUUGAUGGAUAUCAACAAGGACGGUUUAGUGGAUCUGAAUGAGUUCUUAGAAAGCUUCAGACUUGCAGAAAAGAGUCUGCACGAAGAGGACCACAUAUUGGCCGAUAUCAAAGCUUCCUGACAGGAGCUAGACCGCUAUCCUAGCAGGACAGCGGUCGAUAAAGACGAAACUGAAGUCGAAAUCGAAUUCCUCAAAAUUGACGAAGUUCCCAACAACGUGCGCCCGAAAUACAAGAAAUCUGGAAGCAGGUCGGCAAUCAAUAGGGAUGAAACCGGCGUUGACGUUGAAGUAUUGAACCUAGAGGAAAACAGUCACCGGAAGUACAACAAAAACGGUAGAGCACAUUUGACGGGCGAUCUUGCGAGCUCCUCGAGAGACGUAGAGGAAAUAGAAUUAAUAGAUUAUAGCAGAUCUAAACGACCAGGCCUCCUAGAAAGUGACAUAUGAACACUGCCAAUCGGGAUUAGGGAAAAAUUGGAAUUUCAACGGAAACUGAAAGAGGCAAUUCUGUCCCUACUUUUAAAAGUCACAUAAUUAAAGUCAAUGAAACGUACGCAAUUAAUGCUAACAAAUUACGAGAGCUAUCUAGUCUAUUGUACUUGAGUAAUGAAAGCUUUGUUUUAAUUUUAAAAUAUGUAGUUAAGUUUACGCAGAGAUUAAUGAGACUGGGUACCUAUUAAAAAUUUCUAAAGUAUAGCUUUGCAGGUACCUCACUUACCUAUUAUAUUAAAACAAGUUUCUAUAAUAAUAACAUUAUAUCUAUCUACUAAUUAUAAAAGCUUUUAUUAUAUUUAAAACUGACUCUCAGUCAUAAUAGAAAUUUUACUAAAACAAUUUUAAUAAAAAAACUUUGUGUUAUAUAACAAUUAUAUUACAAAAACGGCUCGAAUAUGAAUACUGAUACCUACAUUUGUCCUUUGAAUAUAAUCCUAUUUAUGGAUAAUAGCUAGGUAAUUUAUUUACUAAAUGUAUUUUAAUUUCAUUAUAAUAGUAGGUUUGUAGUUUGAGAUUUUACAUCUCAGUAAUUUUGAUAGAAUUCGAAAGUCAAAUAAUAGCAUCAAGGAAAAAUGGACCUAAAUCUACCCAGCAUAAAAAUUUUGAUUUUUACAAGAUUUUAAUUUUGCAAUGGUUCCGCUUUGAGCGCUGACUGUAGAUCUAUGGAUAAACUUGAGCUUUAAUACAAGGAAGUUAAGGUUCACUUUAGUUCAACACUGAAAUCUUCCGAUGCUGGAAUACUAUCAACGUUGGUGAAAUGUAAAAUCUAAUACUAAGCACACAGUACUAAAAGGUCCAGAAAAUAGUGCAUAAAAUGACGUGGUGUCUACGUUUGUAUGUGAAAUUGCUAUCUAUAACUAAUGUUCGUAUUUUCUAAAGCAUUUUGAAUCGAGCCUAAUCUAUUUACUCAUAGUAAAAGAUAUUAUGUAUGAGGACCGUAUGAAUUUUAAAUUAAAAUAUUGUAAUUAUUGUAAUAUUGUAAUACUAUACGAUUUGGGGACUAUUUAGAGUAAAUAUUGCGAAUAUUUUAAUAAGAUUUCAUGUUUUUACAUUAAUCCACCUUUUACAUUAAAUAAAUUAAUAAUAAAAUCAUUAUAUUUCAUGAAUAUUUGCUUUCAUAAUAAUUGAGCUAAUUGUUUUGAUGAUGAUGCCAUAUUUUUUUUAAUAACUGGUUAAUUAUUUAUUACAUUCGUGCCAAGCUAUAAAAUAUUGAGUAAACGGGUAAGUAAUAUAAUUUUAAAUAAGUAAUUAAGAAUUAAUUUGUGUAUCUUUUUUCAAUAAAAAUGAAUGUAGUUGGGAAUAUAUGCCGUCAAAGAACAGCCGGCGUUAAGGGGCAAAUUUAAUUUGGUUUUUGAUUGGCGCAAUUAAAGUGCCAUAAGCCUACUUUGUCGUAUUAGUUUACAAAUUGCGAAAAACCAAAUUGAAUUUGAAUUUCGCGGGCAGACCCGUCUCUUACACCUUAAUUGUCUCUGUUACACGAAGUAAAUAUUAUUACUCAGUUUCUUGUAGCAUUUUACUUUUAAGUAUCAUAAAGAAUUGUUCAGGUCAUCACAAUCUAUGAAAACUUGUGUACAAUGUUUAAAAUAAUUUAGAUAACCUUCCGUAGUUCAUCGGCGACAUUCAAUACCCAAUUUAAGUAUUUAUAUAUUUUACAAUAAUAAUUCACAUUAUAAACGAAAUAUGGGAGCAAUGAUGCUAAAUUACAAAAUAUUUACUCAUAUUUAUAUACUUUUGUAUUAGCUAAUUAGUGACGGUGCUUAAAAGUACCAAAAAUAUCUGUAUAGCUAUUAAUAUAAAUUUUCAAUAAGUAGUUCCUUUUUAUCGUAGCUUAAAAUAAAUAAAUAGCAUGCUUUAAAAUAAAUGAAUCUAAAAUUCUCGUAGAAAUCAUAUCCAAAGAUUAGAUGGAAAAAUAUUUUAUUAUAAUAAGAGUCAUUAUAUUCAUACAUUCAUUUUCGUAGCAAUUCUAGUCACUAUGAGAGUUAUAUUAAUGUACGGUUUUGCAUACAUAUCUUUAAAUUCAAGCUAUUAAUCAUUCCAAUGUAUCUUUAUUAUGAAUGCAUUGAAAUUAAAUCUAUAAACGUAUCUACGUUUUAUAUGGUUUCACAUGUUUUCAGUUUGAACCCAUUUAUUUAAAUUUUACAGCACUAAUAAUACUUCUUUGAUUCUGAUUUGUUUUUAUUAGAUCUUUUCAAGAUAAGUUACUUUCUGAAGUUUGACUGCCAUCGACAAAAAAUGUUCAUUCAUAGAAUACAACUGCAUGUUGAACGUUACUUAACUAUUUUUAAUUUUAACAUUAUAAUUAUUAUGUGCUAUAUUGUAAGUUUUGUCCAUUAAAUUGUGAUACAAGAA
This is a messenger RNA of Maniola jurtina (meadow brown), 5167 nucleotides long. It is a transcript of the gene rdgC, whose product is annotated as serine/threonine-protein phosphatase rdgC. Gene Ontology annotation, cellular component: nucleus; cytosol. Gene Ontology annotation, molecular function: protein serine/threonine phosphatase activity; iron ion binding; protein binding. Gene Ontology annotation, biological process: detection of stimulus involved in sensory perception. Bases 344 to 2443 code for a protein of 699 amino acids. The record is from RefSeq and is a predicted model, not a curated record. The transcript is spliced from 15 exons. Lineage: Eukaryota; Metazoa; Arthropoda; Insecta; Lepidoptera; Nymphalidae.